Molecule: messenger RNA, 1005 nt
Organism: Daphnia pulicaria
Lineage: Eukaryota; Metazoa; Arthropoda; Branchiopoda; Diplostraca; Daphniidae
Product: 32 kDa beta-galactoside-binding lectin-like
Exons: 4
Coding region: 415-867 (150 amino acids)
Molecular function (GO): carbohydrate binding
Source: RefSeq, a predicted model, not a curated record
AUGUUGCACAAGUAAUUACAAUAGUAUUUCAAGAUAUUUUCAGUUGGUCGGUGCACACAUUUAAUCUUAAACUGUACUGUCAAAAUUUUUAGAGUAUCCUUGAAGUGUAAAUACCAUGCGUGCGUUAAUCCCAACCAUCACCCCAUUUUCAGUUAAUGCGCAAUUUAAAUUACUUUCUUAGUUUAGGCUCCAGCCUACAUAUGUAAAAGAGAUAAUUUUAUCUUUACAUACGCCUCCGGUUUGGUUAAAGGAUUGUGUUAAUGGACUUUAUGACCGCUUUCUGGUGCAAUAUGCAUGAGAUUAGAGAAUUUAAAAAUGGUACAAAAGUUGCGCUUCCAAACGAUUUUGUCUCACUUCCGAAGUGUUUUUGAAACUAGCAUCUAGCACACACUGUUGAGGUCCUCUCUACUUGAAAUGUCUAGAACCAUUUCGUUGAAACAUCCGGAGGUUCCGGUUGCUCAUCAAAUUUCUGAUGGGAAACUGGAGAUUGGAGACAAAGUUGAACUCAAGGGCGAACCUCUUGAACAUGCUGAACGGUUUAUGGUAAAUUUUGUCGAUAAAUCCACCCACCACUGUGUCUUCCACUUGGACUUCCGUUUCAACGAAGGAGAUGCGUAUCACAAGGCAGUGGUUCGCAACAGUAAUUACCCACACGGUCAUUGGGGUGCGGAAGAGCGUUCCGACAACCCACUGCAGAGGGGAAAGCCAUUCAAGAUACAGAUCAAAGUCUUGGCAGACCGAUUUAAUGUCGAAGUUGACGAUAGUCAUCAUUUCGAUUUCAAUCACCGCGUUUCCCUCGGCGACGCUGACUUGAUUGAGAUUAAAGGGGACGUCAAGAUCAAAUCUGUUAAGAUCAAGGAAUGUUAGCUCAUGUUUGCAGCAAUUUCUGAAAAUAAGAUCUGGCUGAAUGUUUUGUUGUUAUUUAACUAUUUAAGAACGUACAGCCUUUUCUUUGUUUUACAACUUCACCUUCAACAGUGAAAUAAAUGGUUAUCUACUAGAAAA